Messenger RNA from Andrographis paniculata, 1782 nucleotides. RefSeq names its product APO protein 3, mitochondrial-like. Bases 261 to 1484 code for a protein of 407 amino acids. Lineage: Eukaryota; Viridiplantae; Streptophyta; Magnoliopsida; Lamiales; Acanthaceae. The transcript has 4 exons. The record is from RefSeq and is a predicted model, not a curated record. Gene Ontology annotation, molecular function: RNA binding.
ACAAAGAAGUGGUUUGUUGCAGUGCUCGAACUACUUUUCGGAAACAAGGCCAUGCAUAUGCUCUGCGACGCCAACCCAAAUUGAUUGUGUUGUUUGACGUGAAUUUGCGCAAGCAGAUUAGUUCAUGAAUGUAGAAAUGUUGUUUACACACUGAUUGUGGUCUGCUCAUUGACUCCGCGUGAGCAUAAUCGGGUUCUGCGAAGUAGCGUCCACAACCUGUUCGAUAAAAUUCCCCACUGAGAAAUUUUUGCGCUGUGGUAAUGCUAUUUGGAUCAUUUCGAACAGUUGCACACUUAAAUUGGAGGUUCCUACACAAGUGCUGCAAACAGAGCUUCACUGAUGGUGCAGAAGUAAGAACCUUUGCUCGUGCGCUAUACUCUUCUCGAUUUGGUUCUGUGGAGCUGCCAGGGAAACGUAAGAAGUCAGAGAGGAAGCCAUGGCUAACCGAAAUCAACGAAAUCAAGCGGAUAUCGAGGAUGGAAAAGCGAGAAAGGAGAAUUGUUCGUGAAUCGAUAUUAGAACCUCCUGAAAAUGGAUUGUUGGUGAAAGAAUUAAUUCCAAUAGCUCAUGAAGUUUUUGCUGCUAGGACUCGACUGGUGACAUGUGUGUCAAGAGUAGCUGAUGAAAUCCCAAUUUUCGUUUGCAGUGUUUGUGGCGAUGUUCAUGUGGGCGAUCCACCGCAUAAGAUUAAAACAUGUAAUGUGAGUGGUAGCCAGAAGAAUAAAGAGCACACUUGGGCCAGAGGUGGUGCUGAUCAUGUAUUUCCAGCUGUGGAUUCUUUCCAUCUUUAUGAUAGAUUGGGAAGAGCUGUUUCACACAAUGAACGGCUAGAAGUGGAUCGGAUUCCAGCUAUUGUGGAGCUGUGUAUUCAGGCUGGCUUGGAUAUUCCCAUCUAUCCAACAAGACGGCGAGAGUUCCCAGUUUAUCGUGUUGCUGGUAGGAUGAUUGACUUUGAGAAGAGAUUUCCGAAAAAUGAUAUCUCGGGAAAGUACAUAAAGGCAUUUGGAUUUUGGCACAUCGCAGAGAGUUCAGGAAAAGAUCACAAGCAUUUGUCUUUAACAUGCACCAAUAUCAAAGAGUUUUCUGAACGAGGUAUGAAAGCAUUGGAAACACUACGUUAUGGAGUUGGCAGGCUAAUGCAGAAGUACCCUGUGCAAACAUGUGGCUAUUGUUCCGAGGUGCAAGUAGGGCCUAAAGGGCACAGGGUGAGGCAGUGUCAGGCGUUCAAGCACCAAAUGAGGGAUGGCCAACAUGAUUGGCAAGAGGCAACUAUUGAUGAUCUUGUUCCACCAGUUUAUGUCUGGCAUGUACCAGAUCCAAAGAGCUCUCUUCUUGUUGAUUCUCUGAAGCGAUACUAUGGGAACUUGCCUGCUGUGGUUGAGUUGUUUGCCCAAGCUGGUGCUAGAAUUGGAGAAAGCUAUUGGAGCAUGAUGAGAGAAGAUGUUGUGAUACCCAAACUGGAUGAAGAAAAAUUGGUAGUUUGAAUUGUUUUGCAACAGCUGAAUGUGACAGCAGCAUAUUAUGAAGCGCAACGUAUGGUUCUCUUGCAGAGUCACCGCUCGGACAGAUAGAUCGCAUUGAACAACGCCCUGGGGGAUUGAUGCCUUGGUCAUAGCCUCCUAAAACAUGUACGUUGAUUUCAUUAAAGGUUGUCCAGUAAGAAACUCUAUCUCCAAAUUCUCUGAAGCAUACGUCUGCGAACUCCACAAAGUCCUUCCUGUGUGCAUAAACAUAUUAUUAUACUGUUAUUGCUCUUGAAUUAUAGAAAGAACAGUUAUUUGA